Messenger RNA from Apis laboriosa (Himalayan honeybee), 1377 nucleotides. RefSeq names its product proclotting enzyme-like. The record is from RefSeq and is a predicted model, not a curated record. The transcript has 6 exons. Gene Ontology annotation, biological process: proteolysis. Gene Ontology annotation, molecular function: serine-type endopeptidase activity. NCBI's taxonomy places the organism in Eukaryota, Metazoa, Arthropoda, Insecta, Hymenoptera, Apidae. Bases 80 to 1255 code for a protein of 391 amino acids.
AGCGCUCACGAUUCGUUUCCGCUGUUUUCUUCAUUCCGUGAUUCACCAUUGUUCUUUCUUGUGAUUAAUUUGCUCAAAGAUGCAGAUCAAAAGAAAAAUAAUACCAUCAACAUUAUAUCUUUUUAUUUUUUACGCCGUAUCGUUCGUUCUAUGUUCCACUGAAAACAGACACGCAACAGAAAAUUUCGUUCGAGGAAAAGAAUCAGACGACUCGUGUACCGGAUUAAACAACGAGACAGGGAGUUGCGAUUAUUUGAGACGAUGUUUUUAUCACGAGUACGAUUCAAAUUUUACGCUCGCUGUGAUUCACUCAUGCACGAUAGGAAAUGCAUACAUGGGCAUUUGUUGCUCGAAUCGUUGGAACGGAAUGUACAAAAAGGAUACGGAGGAUCAAAGUUUCGCCAAAGUUCUUCCGUUAAUUGCGGUGGACAAGGAAAAACGAAACGAAAGCAGAAUCGUUUGGUCGACGGAAGAAGAGGGCGCGUCGAGCUCGUCUCGAAAUCCGCAAGUGUCGAGAGGAUGCGGAACAACAUUAAAAAGUCGGAGCAGAUUAGCCGGUGGUAGGCCGGCCGAUCCGACAGAGUGGCCCUGGAUGGUGGCUCUCCUCAAAAAAGACAAGUCUCAAUACUGCGGUGGUGUCCUCAUCACGGAUAGACACGUUUUAACCGCGGCUCAUUGCGUCGAUGGUUUGAAACCUCGAGACGUAAGAGUGAGACUCGGCGAAUACGAUUUCGAGUCGACGGAGGAGACGAGAGCUUUGGAUUUCUCCAUCGUUGAAAUUAGUAUCCAUCCGGAUUUCGAUACGGCCACGUACGAGAACGAUAUAGCUGUGAUCAAGAUGCACCGACCGACCAUUUUCGACAGUUACAUCUGGCCGGUGUGCCUGCCACCUAUCGGUCAAUCGUUCGAGAACGAAAGCGCGAUCGUGACGGGGUGGGGUACUCGAUAUUACGGGGGGCCAGCGAGCACGGUUUUGAUGGAGGUCGGUGUACCGGUAUGGCCACGAGACAGAUGCACGCGAAGUUUCGUCCAACGAAUUCCCAACACGACUAUCUGCGCCGGUUCUUACGAAGGUGGAGGCGAUUCUUGUCAGGGUGAUUCGGGUGGGCCGUUAUUGCAUCAACUUGAAAACAGUAGAUGGGUGAACAUCGGGAUAGUGUCUUGGGGAAUCGGGUGUGGAAAUCGAGGAGUUCCUGGAAUAUAUACGCGGGUCAAUUUCUAUCUCGAUUGGAUACUCAAGAAUGCUGUGUUCUAAGUUUGAACAUCUCUCUUCCAAUGAUUGCGUUUAAAAUCGUAAAUAUAGUAAAUGUAAAUUAACGCUUUACGACAAUUAUAUCAUUCUCGUUUAAAAAUAUAUUAAAAGUAAGUUAAAAAAUU